GAAAGAUGGAUCCUUCAGAUCUCCUUCUCUUGCUUCUUCUAAUGUUUGCUUCCACCAUAAACGCCCAAUUCCCAGCGACCUACUGUGGUUCGACUGGCAACUUCACCGUCAACAGCACCUACCAAACCACCCUCACCACUCUCCUCUCAUCCAUCUCCACCACCAACUCCUCGUCCCUCUCCUAUGGUUUCUUCAAUGCCUCCGCCACCAUCUCUGGCGCCUCCCAAACCCUCUACGUCUUUGGCCUCUGCCGCGGUGACUUAACCGCCAUGAGCUGCCGCGGCUGCCUUGAUGCCUUGGCCUCCGACAUGCGCCGCCUCUGCCCCCUCCAGAAAGAAGCACUCCUCUACACCGGGAACUGCAUAAUCCGGUACUCAAACGCCUCGUUCUUCGGCACAGUUGCCACAGAACCCACUUACGUGGCAAGAACCUCUGACGGUGUCUCGAGCCCGGAGACGUACAAUGGCGCGAUGAGGAAGCUCCUGAAUGGUCUGUUGGCCGAGGCAGCGGGUGGCGGCUCGCUGAGAAAGUACGCGUCGGGGAACGAAUCAGCGGGGCCUGACAUGAUCUACGCGUUGGUGCAGUGCACGCCUGACUUAACGGAGCAGCGAUGCGGCGACUGCCUGGUGUUAGGCGUCCAGACGAUCAGGGAUUGCUGCGACAGGUAUACAGGAGGACGGUUCAUGGUGCCAAGUUGCCUGAUCCUGUACGAGACCAAUCAUCAGUUCUUCGACCCAGUCAGUCAGCCACUUCCGCCGCCGCCACCAUCUCCAUCGCCAUCACAGGAGGCAGAUGUGCUGCCUCCAACUCUAGUUGGAAAGAGCGAUUCGACGAGGACUGUGAUGAUUGUGGUCUUCACAAGUGUUUCUGCACUACUUGUCAUCAGCAUUGUCGUCGUGCUCCUGAAAGUGAGAAGGAAGAAGAAGCAGCCCAGACAAAGUGUUGAAGGCGAGUCUUUAUCCUUUCGCAUUGGAACAGAAACUGUUCAUGAGGUUAAAAAAGAUCAGAAAAUAAUUAAGUUGACUAAAGACUAUGCUUUUACACGAGCGAAGUGGUAAGAGCUGCAUCGCUUUCGACAAUUAGGCCAACAACUUUAUAAGGGUCAAAAGGUUAAGGGUUUAGAUUUAAUAAAAGUUUGUGAAACUUUCAUUAUGAAAAUUAUGAAAAGAUAAUAAUGCU
Eucalyptus grandis is the source of this 1179-nucleotide messenger RNA. RefSeq names its product cysteine-rich receptor-like protein kinase 29. The record is from RefSeq and is a predicted model, not a curated record. Bases 6 to 1058 code for a protein of 350 amino acids. The transcript is spliced from 2 exons. Lineage: Eukaryota; Viridiplantae; Streptophyta; Magnoliopsida; Myrtales; Myrtaceae.